Hippoglossus stenolepis (Pacific halibut) is the source of this 4105-nucleotide messenger RNA. RefSeq names its product transmembrane protein 184B. The record is from RefSeq and is a predicted model, not a curated record. Bases 482 to 1762 code for a protein of 426 amino acids. Gene Ontology annotation, molecular function: transporter activity. The transcript is spliced from 10 exons. NCBI's taxonomy places the organism in Eukaryota, Metazoa, Chordata, Actinopteri, Pleuronectiformes, Pleuronectidae. Gene Ontology annotation, biological process: transport.
GCACCACUGCGCAUGCGCACGGGAGCCGAGUAUUAGCUGGCAGCCGCUGCUGAUGUGGAGGAAGUAACGGUGUCUGCUUGGUCGCUGUGGCCGGGAAGCGAGGAGGUAAUUCGGGGUUCCUCGGGUGGAGUGUAUCGGUCUGUCUGCGGGGCGUCGCUACUUAGAAGAUCCGGGUUUUUGUUUCCACUUUUUUGUUUUAAACCACGCAGGGAAGCUAGCGCCGGGCUAACGGGGCUAGCUCACGUUUAGCUAGCUCAGCUGCAGACACCCAGCAGCUCUGUGCGGGGAGAGGAGGCAGGUUCCUGGGGUUUCGAACACCGAGGUGCGGGGCAGAUAAGUUCCUGGAUGUCGUCUGAAGUUUAACCCUCGCUCGUGUUUACUUUGCUGAGCUGCACCCGAGAAGGUUUUUACACUCGACUGGAUGAUGAGGAGCUAAAUCGAUGCUCUGACUGAACCCAGCGCAGAUCUAACAACUGCAGAGAUGAGUCAACUCUGGCAGCGGGACAUACCCCUGUCCGAGAGGUUAGGGAAUGAGUCUCCCGUUGGCCUCGCCCCGGGGUCGCCCGCCACUGUGGCCCCACAAGGAUCCAACUCCUCUUCGGUACCAGUGGCCCCAGUCGUCACACCAGAAACGCCAUUUUUCCUCAUGACCUCCACUGCCCAAACUAUAUCCGGCUUUUUCGUUUGGACGGCUCUUCUAAUCACAUGUCACCAGAUCUACAUGCACCUACGUUACUACAGCUCUCCAAAUGAACAGAGGCACAUCGUGAGGAUCCUGUUCAUAGUCCCCAUCUACGCCUUCGACUCCUGGCUCAGCCUCCUUUUCUUCACCAAUGAGGAGUACUACGUUUACUUUGACACAGUGCGAGACUGCUACGAAGCCUUUGUCAUCUACAACUUCCUGAGUCUGUGUUAUGAGUAUCUGGGAGGAGAGAGUGCCAUCAUGGCUGAGAUCAGAGGGAAACCUAUUGAGUCGAGUUGUAUGUAUGGGACCUGUUGUCUGUGGGGAAAGACCUACUCCAUCGGUUUCCUCAGGUUUUGCAAACAGGCCACUCUCCAGUUCUGUGUGGUGAAACCCCUGGUGGCAGUGAUCACUGUCGUUCUUCAAGCCUUUGGGAAAUACAAAGAUGGAGACUUCAAUGUGGCUAGCGGCUACCUGUAUGUGACCAUCAUCUACAACAUCUCCGUCAGCCUGUCGCUCUAUGCGCUCUUCCUCUUCUACUUUGCCACACGUGACCUGCUUGUCCCGUACAACCCCGUGCUGAAGUUCUUCAUGGUCAAGUCAGUCAUCUUUCUUUCCUUUUGGCAAGGGAUGCUGCUGGCCAUCCUGGAGAAGUGCGGCGCCAUCCCUCAGAUCAACUCUGCCGACUUCUCAGUGGGCGAGGGAACGGUUGCUGCUGGUUACCAAAACUUCAUCAUCUGUAUCGAGAUGUUCUUUGCUGCUGUGGCUCUGCGCCAUGCCUUCACUUACAAAGUCUACAUGGAUAAAAGACUGGACUCAUAUGGCUCAUUUCCUAUCUAUGGACAGUACGGUCGCUGUGCCCCAAUGAAGAGCAUCUCCAGCAGCCUGAAGGAGACCAUGAAUCCAGGCGACAUGGUCCAGGACGCCAUCCACAACUUCUCUCCAGCUUAUCAACAGUACACCCAGCAGUCCACGUUGGAGCGAAGUGGGGGUCCGCCCCUCUCCCGCAGCCACAGUAGCCUCAGCACCCGCGGGGAUAAUGAAAAGACCCUGCUGCUCAGCUCAGACGACGAGUUCUAAGACUCGAACACACACACACACUAAGAAAGUCACGAUACUCCCGUAGCCACUGUUGAAUUUUUAGAAGGUAUGAGAGACGGAUCUGAUCUUUUGUUUCAGCCUGAAUGUGGAAGAUUCGAUUCUGGUAUUUGUCUUUUCUUUAUCACAUUUGGAGAGAAACGAAAGAUCAGAUUCAUGUUACACGUGUGAUUAGCAAACUGCAGGAGGGGGAACGGGUGUUUUACAAGGAAUAAGAGGAAACCAGGGGAGAAAGGGAGAGUGAAGAGAGACGAGUGUGUCGUUAUAAAGUAAAGGAGGAGAGAGGUGGGGAAUUUGUGUUAAUUUAUAUAGGCCAUCACUGAUAGACAUACAGUAUCUCCAAUAAUCUGCUGAUUAUGGAUAAGUACAAUUAACCAUGCCUGCUUAUGCUACACUUUAGACUUUAGAUGUCAAUAUAAGGUGUAUGCGAGACAAAGUGCCAUCCUCCUCUGAAACACACGGCCUCCUCCUUUCUUUAGUUUUUAUACUGUUUCUUAAACCAUACUCCUCCUCACCCCUCUGCCAACUCUGCCUCUUACCGAAACAUUGCCAAAUAGGGGGAGCAGCCCCCUGCACCUCAGCCACUGAGACACACUGUCUUAAGAUUCAGAAUUGAUUUAUAGUCAAGAUAACAAAGGAGCCUUUGAAUUGCAGUGCUUCGUUUUAAUAUAUAAAGCAAUUGAAACGCUAAAUAUUUUUUUAUUUAAAUGCUGUAUGACCUUGAAGGUAAAACUCAUUUAAAGACAAGUGCGAUGGGAAAACUGUUGUGUGUGUAUAUAUACAUUAUGUGUAUGUCUGGAUUUCCUGUGGGUUCACAUGCACAAGCGAAUCUAAAUGGUUUUAGUAUGACAGCGGCUGUCGGCCCAGUGUGGGCUCCUCGCUCAGUGUUAUUGUUUGUUGGAGCACGGAGUGAACAGCUGUGGGAGAGAUUUGAGCGUGGGCAUAGGGACUGAUGGAAGGGCAACACCCACACAGAUUACAGAUUACUGAAGAAGCAACACUACAGAGCCCGCCCAGCUGUGAUGUGCUGUGGGAUUAUAUUCCCUAAUUAAUGGCAUUAGAGGCCGUACAGAUCAGGCCUGCCUCUGCUGGUACUGCUUAUAAUGGCAUCCCUGAUAUAGCAGCAGGAAGUGAGUCAGGACACUGGUCACUCCAGACAGAUAAGGACAUGUAAAGGCAUUACAUCUGAUUGAACUCACUUUUAAAAUGGGAACAUAUGGGCAUUCAAAGUUGGAAAAUGCAAAAUGAUAGAAUGUUGAGUCAAACUUUUUGGCCUGUCUGACAUUCUCUGGUUUAUUUUUCUUUUGGGAAAAGAGAAUAUGAACAGUUAUUUUUUUUUGUUCCUGUCUUUUACUUAAAGACAAUAGAAACUGUGUUUGAAUUGAUGGUUCGUGCUGUUAUCAGCUGAUGUUUAAUGUGUUUUAGCAGUGACUGGUGUUUGGUGAGGUUGUUUGUGAGCGAGGCUCCUUGAUGGCAGGACACUGGUGUAAAAGCUCACUAGAUUCUUUAGACAGGGGACAUAAGGCGUAAUGGUGACGUAAUGUACGUUGGCAUUUUUUGUUUAUGUUGAAAGCAGAAUCCAAACAGAUUCUAUUGAUCGCAGGUAAACACACAGUACAGCCCCCAUGAGUAAUGAAUGUAGUCAGACUAAAAAACUAACAGCCAUGCUCAUCCUCAACAGUGCACAAUCAUUUACUUUGGAGAAAGUUGCAUUCGAUUAAAAUGGAAAUCAAAUAAAAUUGUGGAACCCACCACCAGUGGGUCUCUGGCUGUGACUGCGGAGCCAUAAUCCUUCCGAACUCCUCCUAUACUCAGUAAUUAAUGCAUUCACUUUUUUUCGCUGAGCCUGCAGUUAAAGACAACGUCAGUUUAUUCUAUUUACUUAACAUUAACUUAAUGGUAUUGAAAAAAGUGAAAUUCACUGCCUUAUGCUGUAACCUAUAGGGGCAAAGUAUGUCCAACUCAAGCGUCUUUAUUCAAAACACUAUCAGAUGAUAGUUUUGAUACUCUGUGAUUUUAAAGCUGGAUGUAAAAAGCUGAAUAUAUUAAACCAGGAGUUUUAUUCCAGAAUGGAAAGAAUGUUGUAAAUAUAGUUUAAACUAGGCACUGCGAAACAUUCAUGAUGACUGAGAUGGACUUGCCUGGUAUAGUGCUUUGUUUUCAUAUUUUUUUUGUGUUUUGAUAUUUUAAGUUUUUCAUAUAUUCUCUUUUAUUUCUGUUGUGUACCUUUUCAUUUGUAUAUUGGUAACGUUUUCUUGUGUUUUGAUGCUGUAUCGCUUUCUGUUGGUGUUGACAAGGAAAUAAACGACAAAUGGAAACAAGAAA